Messenger RNA from Cucumis melo (muskmelon), 1497 nucleotides. Its product is annotated as short-chain dehydrogenase reductase 3b-like. The transcript is spliced from 3 exons. NCBI's taxonomy places the organism in Eukaryota, Viridiplantae, Streptophyta, Magnoliopsida, Cucurbitales, Cucurbitaceae. Bases 260 to 1048 code for a protein of 262 amino acids. The record is from RefSeq and is a predicted model, not a curated record.
AUAUAAAUAGUGAAAGUAUUAAAUUUUAGCUACUUUACAAACACGUUUUAAUUUGGGAUUAACUUAAUUGUUAUUGUGACUAUACUAAAAUCUUUGUCUUUUUAAUGAUUUCAAAAUAUCUUUCAAUCAUACACAUAAAGAUCAGUGUUGAUAUAUUUUUCUUUAAAGAUAGCUUUUAUAUAUAUAUAUAUAGUUUGUAUGAAAUUUUGAACAUAUAGCCAAAAGCAUAUAGCUUGAACCUUUGAAUAAGAUCUCAACAAUGUCGAAACCAACAAGGAAGCUGCAGGGGAAGGUGGCUCUCAUAACUGGAGCUGCCAGCGGUAUCGGGGAAGAGACGGCAAAGCUAUUUGUAGCCAAUGGUGCUUUUGUUGUCAUAGCUGACAUCAACGAUGAAGUAGGUCAGAAAGUGGUUACGUCCAUCGGUGUCGACCGAGUUAACUUUCAUCAUUGUGAUGUGAGAGACGAGAAGCAAGUUGAAGAAACGGUUAGCUAUACUAUCGAAAAACAUGGCCGCCUCGACAUUCUUGUCAGCAAUGCUGGCAUUGCAGAGACACCCUCUUCAAUUCUAGAGCUUGACAUGUCUAACUUCGACAACGUAAUUUCGACCAACGUUCGUGGAGUGGUUGCAACGAUCAAACAUGCUGGACAAGCAAUGGUGAAGCAGAAAAUACGAGGGUCGAUCAUCUGCACGGGGAGCACGGCAUCAGUAAUUUCCUUGAAUAUAUCGUUAACGGCAUACACAAGCUCAAAGCAUGCGGUGUUGGGGGUGGUGAGGUCGAGCUGUGGGGAGCUAGGGACGUAUGGAAUAAGGGUGAACUGCGUGUCACCGCACGGGUUGGCAACGCCGCUGACUUGCCAGAAUUUUAAAAUGGAAGAGAGUGAGGUUGAAGAGUUUUUCAGUUCACAGCCGAGUUUGAAGGGUGUGGUGUUGAAGGCUAGCCAUAUAGCAGAGGCUGUUAUGUUUCUUGCAUCAGAUGAAUCGGUUUACAUAAGUGGACAAAACUUGAUUGUAGAUGGAGGCUUCACUGCGGUCAAAUCAUUAAUGUAAUGUCUUUAAUACACUCCAAAGAAUCUUGAUGGUUAUUCGGCACGUAAGUGUUAAUGUGCGUAGGCCGGUAAAUGCGCGUAAGUGUUAAUUUGCUUUAUCUUUAAGUUUAAAAUAAGAGGCACAUAGUAUAUAUCAUCCUUGUGAAGUGUACGAAGAUAUAGAACAUUCAGUACCUGAUCAGAUGAUUGAUGAGAAACUUGAUCGAGGAGAAGAUCUUCAUUAGUAGCACUUUGAAUCAGUGUAAUGAAUGAGGCACUGAUUAAGGGGUAGAUUUUAUGUGACUGAAUUAUCCUCAUGUUUGGUUUUGAUAUAAACUUGUAAUCUGUUUGAAUAAUUAGCACCAUAUAGAGUAAAUGUUGCACCGUAAACUCUAUACUAUAUGUUAUAAAAUUAUACUUAUAAUCUGAUUAAUUAAUAAAAUUUUAUAUCGUGGGUAGAAACCCCAGAAA